GUAUACGCCUUUUCUUAAAGACCUUCAAAAUCUCUGCUUUGGGGUUCUCUGCCCAAAACCAACCUCUUUUGGAAAUCGGUUGAGGGGACGGGAAAAAGAAAAGAAAAGAAAAAAAAAAAGCUUCGGAGCAGAGCAACAAUGGCGGGGAAUUCGGCAGCAGUGGCCUUAGAAGACGUGCCCUCCGUCGAUCUUAUGACGGAGCUUCUCCGCCGUAUGAAGUGCUCCUCAAAGCCCGACAAGCGCCUCAUUCUCAUCGGUCCACCUGGAUCAGGUAAAGGGACCCAAUCACCAAUCAUCAAGGAUGAUUACUGCUUGUGCCACUUGGCUACUGGUGAUAUGUUAAGAGCUGCUGUUGCUGCUAAAACUCCUCUUGGUGUCAAGGCUAAAGAGGCUAUGGAUAAGGGUGAACUUGUGUCUGAUGACUUGGUUGUUGGAAUCAUCGAUGAGGUAAUGAAGAAACCUUCAUGUCAGAAAGGCUUCAUUCUUGAUGGAUUUCCAAGAACUGUAGUUCAAGCGCAGAAGCUUGAUGAGGUGCUUGAAAAGCAAGGAGUGAAAGUUGACAAGGUGCUCAACUUUGCCAUUGAUGAUGCAAUUUUGGAGGAGAGGAUCACUGGGCGAUGGAUACACCCAUCCAGUGGCAGAAGUUAUCACACAAAAUUUGCUCCUCCAAAGACUCCUGGUGUUGACGAUGUAACUGGAGAGACUUUGAUUCAACGCAAGGAUGAUACUGCCGCUGUACUGAAGUCACGCCUGGAAGCAUUCCACAAGCAGACCAAGCCAGUGAUUGAGUAUUAUGGCAAAAAGGGUCUUGUUGCUAAUCUGCACGCCGAGAAGCCUCCGAAAGAAGUUACGGCCGAGGUUCAGAAAGUGCUGUCCUCAUAGAAAGAGCUCAUUUGCAGGAAAAAUGAAGUUUCUGAGUCCCCAGUCAUUUUUACUACUUUCUAGUCCACCCUGCUGUUGAAUUGUCUGAUAAUAUUCCUCAUUUGUUUUUCAAUCUUCGAACUUCCAUUUUACGGCUGCUAUGAUCAAACUUUUUGAGGGCUGAAUGAGUCUGAGAAUCAUUAGAAAUAAAAUGUUUUCUUGGAAAAAAAAAGAUAGCCAUGCA
Momordica charantia (bitter melon) is the source of this 1105-nucleotide messenger RNA. RefSeq names its product adenylate kinase 4. Lineage: Eukaryota; Viridiplantae; Streptophyta; Magnoliopsida; Cucurbitales; Cucurbitaceae. Gene Ontology annotation, molecular function: AMP kinase activity; ATP binding. Gene Ontology annotation, biological process: nucleobase-containing compound metabolic process. The record is from RefSeq and is a predicted model, not a curated record.